Labrus mixtus (cuckoo wrasse) is the source of this 1527-nucleotide messenger RNA. Its product is annotated as olfactory receptor 11A1-like. Gene Ontology annotation, biological process: G protein-coupled receptor signaling pathway. NCBI's taxonomy places the organism in Eukaryota, Metazoa, Chordata, Actinopteri, Labriformes, Labridae. The transcript has a single exon. Gene Ontology annotation, molecular function: G protein-coupled receptor activity; olfactory receptor activity. Gene Ontology annotation, cellular component: membrane. The record is from RefSeq and is a predicted model, not a curated record. Bases 580 to 1497 code for a protein of 305 amino acids.
UACGACGGCAGCAAGACAGGUGAAUGAUCAACUUCAAACAUAUGAGUCAUGACUCACAUGCAUUUAAGAAAAGGGCCUGUCAGGGUGGUGUGCAUUCACUGUUUACAUGACCAAUGUUCAGGUUUGUGUACUUGUGAAUGUUAUGAGCGUGAUGUUUCAGGUGCACGUUUUGAAACACAGGCAUAUGUUUAAAAUAUUUAAAAAGGUGAAAUUAUAACUUCCAGUUUCGACUAAGUGAGACAUGACGUCUGCUUUGUGUGCAGUGCAGUGGUUGUGAUUCAGAAAGGGGGUUGUGAUAUACUCUACAUCACUUUAAAUAUAUUUGAACUAUUACUGCUUAAUUGUUUUGACAUUAAGAUGGUCUGAUCAAAUGUUCGGUGUGUAUUGUUACAUCAGUAUAAAAUAUUGUUAUAUAAGAAUCCACUGUUAAAGUAGGUAGUUUCACAUGAUGAGUAUCAGAGCAUGUCAGUGACGUCUUUCUAACACCGACAUCUGUUCCAGCUUGGUCUUUAAACUUUAAGCCAGUUACAUUAAUAAUUGUUUGUAACUAAAUAACCGGUCCGUGUUAACGGGAGGAGGAUGAUGAUAAACUCCACACAGGUUUUAUAUUUCGUUCUUAUAGCUUACUUUGACACCGGUCGUUUGAAAUAUUUGUACUUUAUGUUUGUCCUGUUUUUUUACACCCUCAUUAUUAGUUUCAACGUAUUUCUCAUCGUGGUGAUCUGUAUGAACAGAAGUCUUCAUGAACCCAUGUACAUCUUCCUGUGCAGCCUGUUUGUAAACGAGCUGUUUGGCAGCACAGGUUUGUUUCCUUUUCUCCUGGUUCAGAUUCUCUCAGACGUUCACACUGUGUCUGCCUCGGUUUGUUACCUGCAGAUCUUCUGUGUCUACUCAUAUGGAAAAGUUGAAUUUUUUAAUUUAGCCAUCAUAUCUUAUGACAGAUACCUUGCUAUUUGUUAUCCCCUACACUAUAACAGGCAUAUGACUUUCAUCAGAGUAAUCAUAGUUAUUGCUCUGAUUUGGUUUCUCUCGUUUGUACUGAAUAUUUACGCAUUAGUGGCAUUAAUUUCUUUACGACUGUGUGGAAACAUCUUAAACAAAGUGCACUGUCCCAGCUUCUCUAUUGUCAAACUGGCCUGCUCUGACACACGGCACCAUGACCUUUACGGCCUUGUUGUCAGUUCCCUCUCUGUCUAUGUUCCGUUGCUUAUCAUCCUGUACACGUACAUGAAGAUCCUUCACGUGUGUUUCUCUGGAUCCAAACAGACCCGACAUAAAGCUGUCAGCACCUGCACGCCUCACCUCGCCUCUCUGCUCAACUUCUCCUUUGGUGUUUGUUUUGAAAUAUUACAGAGCAGAUAUAAUAUGAACAAUGUACCGAAUAUACUGAGAAUAUUAUUAUCUCUAUACUUUCUUACAUGCCCACCACUUUUCAACCCCAUCAUGUAUGGACUGAAAUUAUCCAAAAUCCGUGUGAUAUGUAAAAGUAUGAUCUAGAAAUGUGUCUUUUUAGGUGCUCAUCUUAUA